ACUCAAGGAGAAAGUGGUUAAAUUCUUUGAGAAAGAAAGUCUCACAAUUCACGAGAUUUUGCAGGGACAUGAAUUCAGCCAUGAGAGGACUUGGAUAAAUCUGCUCAUUUGCUCAUUAACACAGGGGCUUGCGGACUGACUGUAAAAGUAACAUGUUCUUCUUUUGGUGUCCUUUGCAGAUAACAUCUUAAAUAGACGACCCAGGUACCAUCUUUUCAGGAAGCAUUAGACAGACUCUGUACUCUUAGUACUUUUUGAAGGGCCUUAAGGAAGUAUAUCAGACAGAAACACCAUGACGCUUCAAUGGACCUUUGUGGCAGCCUUCCUGUAUUUGGAGGUUUUUGCCCUGAUACUCCUGAUGCUCCCAUUCAUCAAGCCAUACAUGUGGCAGAGAUUCUUUCAUUCUGGAAUAGUGAAGUCCAUCACAGCUUAUGCAUACAUCUAUUUCAAUGUUUUUCUCUUCAUCCUUGUCUUGCUAUUCCUUGAUUCUGUGAGAGAAGUGAGCAAGUACACAGAUGCCAAAGAAGAACUUGAUGUAGCUAUCCCGAAUGCAGAGGCCAUCCUCAAUAUGAAGCUUUUUAGAGCACAGAGGAACUUUUAUGUGGCUGGAUUUGCAUUCUUCCUCUGCAUUGUGUUGAAGCGUAUGUGUAACCUAAUCUCAAAGGAAGCUACUCUAAUAGCAUCUAAUGAAGCUUCAGUCAAGCAAGCACAGGGUGCAUCAGAUCAGGCUAAAAGACUCAUGGAGGAGAUGGAUGAACUACAAAAGGAGCUGGAGACCAAGACUAAGCGUUCACGCUCUGGUUCUAUGGCUGACAUUGUCGUAGCUGCAGUUGCAGACAGUGAAGUUGCUAAAGAUCUGAAGACUACCAGGGAUGAUCUGGCAAGCUCAAAAGCAGAGUUGGAGAAGACAAAGAAAGAGAUGGAGGCCGUUAAGAAGCAGGCUGAAGGAGUCUCUUCUGAAUAUGAUAGAUUGUUAGCAGAACAUUCCAAGCUACAGAAUCAAGUGGCAUCUUCAGAGACAAAGAAAGAUUCAUAGAUCUUCAACUUGAUUCAUGCAGCUAGCCUGGUUAUUAGGGUUGUUAGUGGAGAAGAACAGGACUGAGUAGACUGGGGGCUUCAAGUGCCUAUCAAAUGAUCUAGUACAGCUGGAGCAAAAAUUAGUAGAAUUACCUUGCAUUACAGAUGUCAAUGGGCUGACAUAUGUUUCUUAAUAUUCUCUUACCAUAUUCUGAUGAUAUCUGGAGAAUAUUUAUAACAUACAUAAUACAUAAUAAUCACUGUUCUUUGCAUUUCACAGCUGAAAAGCUUUUAUGUUUAAAUGUGUAAUGUUCAUCUAGAUUUACAAAUGGUAGACAUGACAGUUUAUUUUUUAUUCAUAUGAUUCAUAUUUUCAAGUUCCUGUGGAUCUGAAAUUUACAUGAUUCAGCGAUGACAAUUCUGAUAUUGUCAUGGAUAUUUUUUCCUCAACAAAACCUUUCAAAAGAGUGGCCCUUCUAUCUAAUGUGUAAUGUAAUGAGAUCAUGAUAAAGUAAUAUGAAAUUCGAAAGAACCCUAUUAUAUAAUGAUAAUAUCCUUGUAAUUGUCAACUCUGAAAUAGAUUUUCUUGUUACUAGGGCUUGAACAAAAAAUAGGUCGUGCUAAAUUGGUGGCCCAAGUUUUUAUAAAAUAUGGUAAUCUCUUCAUUCUUGACAUAAAUCUCUAUAGCAUUCUAGAUCCUGUUAUCACCUUGUACAACUCAUUGUGAGUCUUGGUAUUGAAUUCUACUCCAAAAUGCUAAGUUGGCUAUUCAAUAUCUACUGGUAUACAAAUAACAGUCAAACAACAGUAGUCUUUUAUCAUGUAUUAAGAAUUUGAUAAAAGUAAAAAGACUGUUCACAAUACCAUUUCUAUGUGUAUCUUUAGUUGCCAAAUAAUGACAUUUUGUCAGAGUCAAAAUUUUUUUGUUAGUCCCAGAAGGUUUACUUUAGCCCAAAAUGACUGUGCAAUUAAGAAGUUUUGUGUAUGUAUGUUGGGCAGGGGUGUGAGAGGGUGGGGGGGGGGGGGACUUGAAUUGUCAAUCAGCUACUACCUAAAUAUUGUCCAUUAUGUUUUGCUCCUUUCAUGAGAUAAUUUUUGUAAAUCUUUGAGAAUGUACUUUUGUUUGUUGAUAAUAAUAAUAAUAAAUCCUUUUUAAUGAGUAACAACUUGAAACAUAUUCCUAUUUUGUGUUGUUUAUAAAAAAUGUCAUUGUAUUUAGGGGGAAUAGGGUUCUGGUUUUUGUUUGAAGGUCAAGUCCACCCAAGAAAAAUGUUGAUUUGAAUAAAUAUAGAAAAAUCAAACUAGCAUAACGCUGAAAAUCAAAAUCGCAUGUAAAAUAAGAAAGUUAUGACAUUUUAAAGCUUUGCUUUUUUUCACAAAACGGUGAUAUGCACAACUGAGUGACAUGCAAAUGAGACAGUCGAUGAUGUCCCUCACUCACUGUUCUUUUUUUUUUUUUUUGAUUGUUUGAAUUAUUCAAUAUUUCAUUUUUUACAGAUUUGACAAUAAGGACCAAUUUGACUGAACCAUAUAGUAUUAAACAAUCAUCAAUGCUAAUUCCACAUUUUUAGGGAGGAAAUAAUUUUUUUUUCACUUGACAAUGAAGAGAAAAUUAGAAUAAACAAAUAUAUCAGGCUUUGAGAAAAUAUAGUAGAAUUAUUUAUCCGAGGUUGGUCUGGCAAUUACUAUUUUUCCCGAGGGGCGAAGCCCUGAGGGAAAUAUAGUAGUUUUGCCAGUCCAACCGAGGAUUAAUAAUUUCCACUAUGCUUUCGAAUGAAACGCCUGAAAUAUUUGUUUUAUAUCCUACUUUUAAUAAUUUAUAACCAAAAUAUAUGCGCUGAGCUUGCAAAGUCCGGUUACUUGCGUUGAAUUACCUACUUUUCUCCGAGCCGCCGCGCUCAGCGGAACGCAGAUUAGUGCCUGCGCCAACGCAUCACUGGACUUGCCCGGGAGCGCGCUGCCCGGGAGAGAGAGCUUGCUGGCCGGUGCGCCCGAGAGUUUAGCUAAAUAUCCAGUUUUCUAUUAAUGUCAGAAUAUUGGUAUAGCGAAAAAUGUAUCGAGGUCUUACGUCACGCAACAUCAUAUUUGAAAUAUAUUUGGUCACAUGAUGCUAUUUGAACCAAUCACUAUACAGGAUUCAAUUUAUGUAGGAUAUAAUAUUUCAUAUUGCAUGUAAUAAAAUACAAAAGGAAUAUUGAGUGGAUGACAUCAGUUUCCUCGUUUGCAUACCGACCAGGAUGUGCAUAUAAAUGUUUUUACAUCUGAUUUUGAUGAAAUUUGCAGUGUUAUGCUUGUUGGAUUUUUCUCUUUUUAUUCAAAUCAAUUUUUUGUUGUGGUGGACUUGUCCUUUAUUUUUGUUAUAAACAGCAACUGGAAGGUUGAAGACACAUAAAAGAAUUGGGCAAGCAAGUAGGUUGUUAUGACACAAGACUAGUACAAGUAUUAAUAGGGACAUUCUCUGCACCUGACAAGUCCUAGUCAGAAACUUCAGUCUUUUCUUCUACCUUGAAGAUGUGGAAUACUAGUAUAUGUCAACUCCUGUUUAUUCAAUCAGAGGCUUUUAAUUCAUCAAAUCUAUAAAAAAUAAAAUAUAUAUAUUUCUAUGACUUAUACAAUAAAACAAAAGAUAUAUAGUGAGAAUGUGACAUUGUCAUUGAGUAUAUUGCCCAUAUUCUGUGAACUCGAGUACAACUUUGGAAAUGUCAUGACUUUUAUAUUAUACAGUUUUUGGAUUUUGGUGAUUCUUUUUGUGUUAUGCUUGUUUGAUUUUUCUAUGUUAAUUCAAGACAACUUGUUGAGUUGGACUGGAGUAUCAAUAAAUUUUAAUGCAGACAUUAAUGACAA
Messenger RNA from Lytechinus pictus (painted urchin), 3861 nucleotides. RefSeq names its product B-cell receptor-associated protein 31-like. Gene Ontology annotation, biological process: endoplasmic reticulum to Golgi vesicle-mediated transport; intracellular protein transport. The transcript is spliced from 7 exons. The coding region runs from base 293 to 1036 and encodes 247 amino acids. Gene Ontology annotation, cellular component: endoplasmic reticulum; endoplasmic reticulum membrane. The record is from RefSeq and is a predicted model, not a curated record. Lineage: Eukaryota; Metazoa; Echinodermata; Echinoidea; Temnopleuroida; Toxopneustidae.